This is a messenger RNA of Blepharisma stoltei, 930 nucleotides long. Lineage: Eukaryota; Ciliophora; Heterotrichea; Heterotrichida; Blepharismidae. The record is from the annotation of a GenBank genome assembly.
AUGAAUGUAAUUUUCAAAUCAAAGGAUAUAUCAGGCAAUUUCAUUAAAAAAUAUAACCACCAUCCAAUUAUUAUAAUUGAUAAUGUUCAUUUACUGAAAGAUAUAGAAGAUGAGCAGAAAAUCCUCAAAUUAUUUGCCUUAGGAUCUAUUUCAAUUGAUCCUUUAUUUAGUGUUGUUCUAUCCUCUAGUGAAGGGUGGACAAUUAGUCAUAUCUUGAAAGAACUUGAUCUUCAAAGAACUAAUCAAAUAACUGAUAUUUUCCAAGAAUUUAAUGAGACAACUUCUUAUCACUUUCACCACUGCAUGAGAAAAGAAGACUCUGAAGAAUAUGUGCAAAAAGCCUAUCAAUUUAUCAAGGGGCAUCCUUUAUGGUACGACAUGUUUUUUAGAUCUGUUUCGGAAUCUAGCGGUCCUAUUAAUGAAAAGACAUUCCUUAAGGCAAUUAAGCGUUUACUCAAUACAGCGAACUAUAACUUCAAGCAAAUGUCUAUUUACUUUAAUAAUAUUAAAAAUGAUAACCAUGAUGUGCUGCAAGCAAUGUACUGACUUAUCAAAAGCAAUGAUCCUAUUCCUCUUUCCAGUCUUGAAAAAUAUCUUUCAGAUGAGAUUCUUUCAGGAAAUAUAUUCAGAGUCUUCUACGACGAUCAAUUGGUUGAUUUUCAAUCAAAUAUUCAUCGCAUAUAUGCUUCAAUGAAAUUUGGACUCUUCGAAUAUCCGGGGCUUGAGACGAAAUCGUUUGAGAAGUUUUGCAAACAAUUUAAUCUGAAGUUUAAAGAAUUAGAUGAAUUAGAGCCUACUCAGACAUCAUCAAGUUCAAAGUUGGAAAAAGAUAGUCUAAACUACGAAGCAAAGAAGACUACUCAGAUAUCACCGGGUUUAACGUUGGAAAAAGAUGGUCUAAAAGAUGAGGCAAAGAAGACUGAUUUAUAG